Molecule: messenger RNA, 915 nt
Organism: Enhydra lutris kenyoni (northern sea otter)
Lineage: Eukaryota; Metazoa; Chordata; Mammalia; Carnivora; Mustelidae
Product: GS homeobox 2
Exons: 2
Coding region: 1-915 (304 amino acids)
Biological process (GO): regulation of DNA-templated transcription
Cellular component (GO): nucleus
Molecular function (GO): DNA-binding transcription factor activity, RNA polymerase II-specific; sequence-specific double-stranded DNA binding
Source: RefSeq, a predicted model, not a curated record
AUGUCGCGCUCCUUCUAUGUCGACUCGCUCAUCAUCAAGGACUCCUCGCGGCCCGCGCCCUCGCUACCAGAGCCGCACCCGGGGCCAGAUUUCUUCAUCCCGCUGGGCAUGCCGUCCCCGCUGGUGAUGUCUGUGUCUGGGCCCGGCUGCCCGUCCCGCAAGAGUGGCGCGUUCUGCGUCUGCCCACUCUGCGUCACUUCGCACCUGCACUCCUCUCGCGGGCCCGCGGGCUCCGGCGGCGGGGGCGCAGGCGCCGGGAGCACAGGGGCCGGUGGUGGGGGGGCGCCGGGGGGCGUAGGGGCCCUGCCCUUGCUCAAGGGUCAGUUCUCUUCGGGUCCCGGGGACGCGCAGUUUUGUCCACGCGUGAGCCACGCGCACCAUCAUCACCACCCGCCGCAGCACCACCAUCACCACCAUCAGCCCCAGCAGCCGGGCUCCGCCGCCGCCGCAGCGGCCGCGGCCGCUGCGGCGGCGGCCGCGGCAGCCUUGGGGCACCCUCAGCACCACGCACCUGUCUGCGCCGCCACCACCUACAACGUGGGGGACCCGCGGAGAUUCCACUGCCUCACCAUGGGGGGCUCGGACGCCAGCCAGGUACCCAAUGGCAAGAGAAUGAGGACGGCGUUCACCAGCACGCAGCUCCUGGAGCUGGAGCGCGAAUUCUCUUCCAACAUGUACCUGUCUCGACUCAGGAGGAUCGAAAUCGCGACAUACCUGAACCUGUCAGAGAAGCAGGUGAAAAUCUGGUUUCAGAACCGUCGGGUGAAGCAUAAGAAAGAAGGGAAGGGCACCCAGAGGAACAGUCACGCGGGCUGCAAGUGCGUAGGCAGCCAGGCGCACUACGCGCGCUCCGAGGAUGAGGACUCCUUGUCGCCGGCCUCGGCCAACGAUGACAAGGAGAUUUCUCCCUUAUGA